This is a messenger RNA of Gymnogyps californianus (California condor), 1783 nucleotides long. It is a transcript of the gene CENPN, whose product is annotated as centromere protein N. Gene Ontology annotation, biological process: chromosome segregation; CENP-A containing chromatin assembly. NCBI's taxonomy places the organism in Eukaryota, Metazoa, Chordata, Aves, Accipitriformes, Cathartidae. The transcript is spliced from 12 exons. The coding region runs from base 55 to 1185 and encodes 376 amino acids. The record is from RefSeq and is a predicted model, not a curated record.
GGCCAGCGCGCCAUCCGUCUCCAGAAGCUCGCGCCUGGCCUCGGUGGCUUCAUCAUGGAUGAAACUGUUGCUGAGUAUAUCCGAAGAACUGUACUAAAAAUCCCACGAGAUGAAAUCAAGACAAUACUACAGAAAUGGGACUUUCUGUCUGAGACGCAGCUGCAAACCAUAAACUUUCAUCAGAUAAAGGAGAACAUUUCUCAAGAUGUUGUUCAACUCUGUGAGGAGAAUUCUGCAGACAUAAAGCAAGCAGCUGUCCUAGACAUAAUUUACAACCACAUCUACCCAAACAAAAGAGUGUGGAGUGUUUACCAGAUGAAAAAAACAGGGGAAGAAACGGAAUUUUUUGACUUAACAGAUUUCAAAAAAAAAUUUAAAAGACGACUUCGGUCAGCCUUGAAAAAUGUCACCAUCAACUUUAAAGAAUAUGAGGAUAAUGCAAUCUGGAUUAGAAUUGCCUGGGGAACACCAUAUACAAAACCAAACCAGUACAAAACCAGCUAUGUUGUAUACCAUUCACAGACUCCCUAUGUCUUCAUUUCUGCCUCAGUGCUGAAGAGCAACUUGCCUCUGCUAUGUCAGGCCCUGGUUGUUGCUUCCAAUUACCAUGACAUCCGUGAAAUGGAGCUUCGAAGUCAUUCUUUAAACUCCCUUAAAGAUAUUGUGUUUAAGAGAUAUAGCCAGAACUUCCAAACUUAUUAUCCAAGACCUCUACAAGAAAGGAAUGUAGCACCAGAAAGUGCAGAUUUAAGGAUAAUUCAAGAAAACAGAAAUGAGAAAGAGAGAAUACAGAGUGUGAAUCGGGAAGUUUUCGGUGAUGGUCCCCAACCAAAACUCGAAUUUGCACAAUAUAAGCUUGAGACAAUGUUUAAAAGUGAUCCUAAAAUGGAUGUUUUGGAUAAAAAAGAACCAUUCAGAUGUCUGGUCAAGUUUUCUAGUCCACAUCUUUUAGAAUCGCUGAAAUCCUUGGCACCAGCGGGUAUGGCUGAUGCACCACUUUCACCACUACUUACAUGUAUACCACAAAAAGCUAGGAAUUAUUUUAAAAUUAGAGAGAAAAAAGGUUUCUUUCCAGGAAGCUUCCUGAAGGUUAUAUUCAAAGACCAUUACAGGGCAUGGGGAAGAAGGGACUCUUGGAAUAUAGAUGUCCGUAAGAAGUUUCCGUCCAGCUUUAAUGGAUAUUAAUUCAGAUCCAGAGUUUUUACUCACCAAGGGCAACAGCCAAUAACAAAUACAUAAAUUUAAGAAAAAUCUGUCUAUUGGUAUUAAUGUCUUAAGAAAUUUUACCUUAGAGGAAUACAAUGAAACAGGCAAUAAUUUUCUUUUGAGGAAGUACAUGUUUUAGAAUAUUUCAAUUAAGAUUUGAUCCUUCUGCAGUCCUUGCACAUCACCACUUUUUUGUGCUUGGGGACAUAAAGAUUGCACAAUCAAGAUGGCAACAUUCACUAAUGCAAACAACAGCUUUGCACUGGAGUUCUGUAGAGUUGGCAAAUUGUAACUGGCAAUUAUAUAGAUAUUUUUAUGGAACCUGCUGCAUCAUUUUUAAUCUGAGAUGGACUUGAUCUGAAGACUCAGUUAUAGUGUACAAGUGUUGCUUUUUUAAUUCUGUUACCUGGAAACUUUGUGCAUGUUCUUUGUGUAUAUGGAAUUUCCGAUUCACUUUAGGUAUGUCAAUGUGCAGAGACAGCCUUCAUAACUUCAUGGCACAGUGUAAAUAUUUUGAGAGGUUGUAUGGGAAUGUUUUUGUUUUUCAAACUGUAAAUAAAUGUGUAAAUUAAGUCUU